This is a messenger RNA of Rhizoctonia solani, 1458 nucleotides long. RefSeq lists its product as uncharacterized. Bases 1 to 1458 code for a protein of 485 amino acids. The record is from RefSeq and is a predicted model, not a curated record. NCBI's taxonomy places the organism in Eukaryota, Fungi, Basidiomycota, Agaricomycetes, Cantharellales, Ceratobasidiaceae. The transcript is spliced from 4 exons.
AUGCAACAAUACGCAGUCGUAAAUGCGGCCUGGGCCCAAUCCAUGAAGAGAAUCGGGAGAGUGAUGGGACCCGAAGCGCAUAACAGGGUUUACUUCAUAGAGAGCGAACUCGAGCGGCCUAGUGAAGAGCGCAUCAUCUCGACCACUUCUACCACAUCGAGGACAGUCCGAGCGGCAUCGCCGACGACCCAUACACCAGGCCUGCUCAGCACCGCCCACAUCUCGACACCGGGGACGCCCCAACACCUUGCACACCAAUCGAUCUGGCGACUUGUUCAUAAGCCCUUGCGGUCGCUCCCACCAAAGACCUACUCCUGCCUCUUUGUUUCAGCCAUGGCCACUGCCAGUCGCUCGCGCUUUCUCAUCUCUGAGAGCACCCUCAAGUUGUCGCUAACGCCCCCACCAUCUGCAAGCGGAACCGAUUCUGUGUCGUGCACGUCAUCUACGUCGUCCCACUCGAGCUCGUCCUUUGCAGUACGACGCAAGCAAUUCCGGCCAACGACUGUGCCCAACGACCAGGACGGGCCCCACGAGGCUCGUGUGCACAGCGAAUCCGCAACUUCCCUCGUGUCUCUGGGCAUCGUCCUCGUCGUCUCGGGGGCCCAGCCUGAUCCAUACACCCGCCGCCCACUCAAGCGGCCCCACCGAGUCAUCGAACGCGAGCCCAAGGAGAAGAACGCGGAUGGACAGACCAAGGAACAGCCCAGGUACAAGCCCCCUCCGCCGGAUGUUCCCCUGACGAUCUGCAGACGCCAGCGCCCGCUCAAGCUUACUCGCACUUUGCCGUUGUAUCACCCUCUGAGGCCACUCCCACCGCUGCCCUCUCCGGUCGACAGCGAGCCUUCAGCCCCGGUCGAGCAGAACCCAGCUACCCGCAGUUCCGGCCGCACAAGGAGACCGCCCCCACGCAAUCUCGAGCAUCUUAUCGUGGCGGUAUCGAAUACAGCCAAGCAACGUCAGGGCAGCCCUGCGAAAAAGCGCAAGGUUGUGGUCAUUGCCGCUGACGAAAUGGAUAUCGACAUCGAUGCCGAGUCCGAAACUGGCUCUUCAAAGAAGAAGACCAAAGAAUCUGGCUCGACUUCGGUUGAAUUGUCCGAAGAGCCCGCCGGUGAUGAUACCGACUCGGGCUCUGGGCGAGCCAAGCGAGCUGCGAGGCGCAACGGCGGCAAGGACUUGUCGGUCACUCCUACCCCACCACCACAAGAGCCUACUGCCUCGAGCAAGACUCAGGCUCGUGCAUCCAGCGCCCAGAGCAAGAAGCCCGUAUCUGGCCACGGUCGAUCCGCAGCCCGUCGUGUGACAAGGCGCAACUCGGACGAAACCUCGAGUGAAGAGAAGGAUACCACCGAAUCUCAUGCGGUAUCCGCGUCUGCCCCAUCCACGUCCCGACGAACGAGUGCCCGUCGGUCUGGAGGAAUCGAACACCACGAACCGAUCGCUGUGUCCGUUCGAGCAUAG